AUGAAGCUGAAGAGCGGUAAACUUUCACUUGCCAAAACCCGUCGACAGGAUCCCAUAGCUUCUUCGCCACAUUUACCAGCCGAAAUCCUGUUUCACAUCUUGAUUUUACAACCGCUAGUGACACAAUGGACUUGCCCUAACGCCUGCAGAGAGAUGAUGAAUGUCUUGCUCAGGUGCUGUCGUGUAGCAAAAGCCUGGUGUGAGGUCGCGAGGGAAAUUCUUUAUCGGUGUAUCCCACUGACUCAGGCCAAAUCUCUUCGCCUGCUUCUGCGCACGGUGUUCAGCGAACGCUUUGAUGGCAUUUGCCCUGCUCGUGCCCUCCAGUUCAGCCCUCGUUUUCCAACUCCCAGGCCUGACGACAUGCAGCUGAGGGAAUUUGCAGAACUCGCUGGAACGAUUGUUGUGCGCUGCCCAAAUCUGAUCUACCUGACAGGAGAUCAUAACUCCCUGCGCUUCACCAGCACAAGGCUUCCCCCCAAGUACCCAUUUUUGACGGGGCUCAAAGUAUCUGGGCAGGACUUACAACUCCUGGCCCCUCUCCUAGUUCAGCUAUCCAAUCUCGAGUUCUUCGAGAUGCACCAGAGCUAUGGUGAUGGCGAUGCCCUCGGACAUUCCUUUUCGCCGCCUACCUUCAAGCUUUCGAACAUAUCGAUAUCUCAGACAGCGUUAUCUCCCAGCCUGUGCAAAUGGCUAUUCUCAUCCAGUUCUCAAACCAUCGAGUCCUUGGAGGUGCAGGAAGUAGGCGCAAGCUUGUAUCAUUUGAUCGAGGUCAUUGGAGACUUUGUGAAGAAGCUCCACAUCAAACAGAUGUUUGAUAUGAUAGUAAGGAGCGACUUGGAUGCUAUCGAAGCACUGUCUGGGUUGCCGAGACUGCGAAGCCUUCGCAUCGACGGACGGGGUUUCAAAACAGAACCUUUGCUCAAUUUACAAUCAUCAUUAGAGGCAUUCGCGUUCUCCAACGCUGUCGCGUGUAAUGUCCAGGCCCGGCUGGAGUCGGGUUGGCAGCCCUCCUUACGGUCGCUAGAUAUGUACUGUGGGCCCGGGUUAUUGACCUUGUUGCCUUGGAUUCCGACCACGACUGAACAGAAGGAGGUUCGUGAGCUGGCGAUGGCUUGUGCCGUCCGCGGUAUCAAGUUAAACACGAUAUUUAUAUUCUAG
Messenger RNA from Suillus plorans, 1158 nucleotides. RefSeq lists its product as uncharacterized. NCBI's taxonomy places the organism in Eukaryota, Fungi, Basidiomycota, Agaricomycetes, Boletales, Suillaceae. The transcript has a single exon. Bases 1 to 1158 code for a protein of 385 amino acids. The record is from RefSeq and is a predicted model, not a curated record.